AUGUCGAUUGCCAACCGAGCAGAUGGACCAAAGCUUCAGCAACUUGUAUUGCAAUAUCAAUAUGUUGAAGAUUUGCAUCCACUGGUAGCAGAAUUGAGUGCGACUUACUCUGACUUCGAAGACGCGCUGAACGACACGCUUUUUCACGAGAACUUCUUGGUCACUCGGCGAUCUCAGAACCUCGCAGACCAUGAGAUUACACUUGCGCAACUGGCCUUUACCAGGCUGUACGAAAACGAGAGGACACACUCCGGGGCGCUAGCUCUGUGGAUUGAAGAGAUCCUUGGUGUAAAUAUUGUGCCAGUUGAACGGAAGCCGAUGGUGUUACGUACUGCUGUGGCCGCAAAGAAAUUCACCCUAGACCGUCUCGAUCAGCAUCAGAAGCUUCAACCAUCCGGCGGGCCUUCUGUCCAAGAUCCUCAUCUUAAGAGCACGACGAAACUAGGUGAUUCGGCAAAUAAUCAGGCUACUGCAAGCGAGUCCUCCACCUUGUGUGAUGGGUCAUCUCAGGACCAAGGUAGACACAUCGAGAUUUGGAACGCUGAGUCAAGUGGUAUUGAGCUCAAGAUGGAUCAGAAGCUUCGGCGACUCUGCGAUUUGUACAGUCAAGCACGAGCGGAGUUUGACUCAGCACCAAGAAAGAGCUUACUUCUUACUGAGAAUGCCAAAUUCCUUCGUGACACCAUUGAGAAUUGUAUGACCUACGUCAAAAGAAAGACGCUCGGUACAUCUGAUCAGAACGACCUGCAUCAGCCGGUUGAUAUGGCCGAAAUGAGAAAGGUGCUGAAAUUGGCAACAGCAAUUGCUGAAAGGGGAUGUGGGGGUAAAAAGCGACCUUUUGACGACGAGGAGGCUUACUUACCUCAAGAGCCAGCCAAGAGAGUCAAGCCGAUCGGGAGGAGGAAUUUCCAUAGUGAAUGGAAGCCUGUGGCUAUCCAUCAAAGAUCUGAAGCACCCCAAGCGGGAACAGGUGAGCCAGAGAUUGCGAGCCAAGCUGCUUUCAGGCAUCUACACCGUCCUUAUGCUAGAAGAAAUUGCGAGAACCGCGGCAAACGUUAUCCAACGAAGGACAAAAGCUCAGAAAGCCAUCAAGCAUUGCCACUAGAUCCAAUGAAUGAGCAACGAACUCAACGCAAACCGCUUACCCAAACAAAUGCAAACUUGAGGCUUCCUGCGAGCUCGCCAGCUUCAGUCACAAUGCUGCACGAGCUUCUGCUCUCGCUGUCUGGGCAUCCUUCCCCUCUACUUUCGACUCAUCCCAGCGAUAGCAACGAGGCUCUUAAAGACCUACUCUCUCCCGCCGAACAUGCGCUCCUUAGAACCCUGUCUCAAGAGUUGGGCGAAAGACACAAAAGCAUACGAGAUGCUGCAAAGGAAGUCUCGUCUUCUCAUCCUUCUGUCGUUUGCAGAGCAGUCAGCACUGCGAUAACGUCCAUCCACUUAGCCGCGUUCCAACGAAAGAUUCUUGAAGUAGAGAAGGACAUAUUGCAAGGGGAUUCGAGAUUUGUUGGGGCAUACAAUGCUGUGCCAUUGUCUGCUUUGGUCUCAGCAUUCGAUGGCUGGGGAAGAAGGCUGCAGUGGCUAGAGGAAGUGAUCCACUUCAUUCAACGACCGACUGGCCAAGCUGUCGACAGUAAAAGCUCAUUGGACUGCACAGCAGCAGAGAUCAUAAAGAGACUACGAGAUGCUACCUUGACAGGCUACCCAGACAUCGAGAGUAUGGCUCUGAGUCUGGUCAGGGUAGCCGAGAUGGCAUGGCUGAAGCAACUGUCGGCUUGGGCACUUUAUGGAAGGCAUCCCGGCUGUUCCGAUUUUCUUGUUGGAAAAAGAGCAGACGACGGCGGUACACUAUCUACUUACAAUAUAUACGUCCUCAAGAAUGAUCUAGUACCUUAUUUUGUCACACCUUCAACUGCAAAAUCAAUCCUUUUCAUCGGCAAAUCUUUGUGCCACAUAAAGGAACAGCAGCCUGCUUCAAAGUCAUCCUAUAAGACGGUGUCUCCGGAUUCACUAUUACCGAAACAUCUCGCAGAGCUAGCUGCGUUGAAAUCACCGAUCAGCGCUCCAAGUCUUUCUUCAGCCAUCGCGGCGAUUCGACUUUCUUUAUCUCAAAAUGCCUUGCAAAAGCUGCUACCCGUUGCUAAGGUCGCUGAAAUCCUACACGUUCUCAAGGACUUCUUUCUGCUGAAACGGGGCGAGUUUGCCAUUGCCCUCAUAACAGCAGCUGAUGACCGUCUUUCUUCACGACAUAGCCACGUCCCAGAGAAAAGGAAGGGGCAUUCAGGUGCUGUCAGUGACCUGGCAAGCCUGACGAUACGAGAUGGCGAGGUCCACAACGUCUUGUCCCGCACGUGGACUGCCCUCGUAUCACUGCAAUCCUUAGAUGAUGAAGAUGUCGAUGAGGAAUUGGACCGAGCUCGCGAGCUCAUCUCGUUAUCUAUCAGAAGUCUCGACUCACAGACCACUGAUGUCCUUGCCAAAGAUCGCGGUUCGACGACUGCAUCAUUCGACGAUUUGCUGCUACCUUCACCCACUUUAUUGAAUCUCAAAAUCUUAUCACCAUUAGAUCUGUUCCUUACACCUGACGAUAUCGAAGCCUAUUCUAAAGUCCACGCCUACCUGCUCGCCAUCAGACGCGCCCAUCUUCACCUUUGCAAACUUUUCCAGCUCUCCGUUCUACGAAGGCAUCCCCCGUCUCCGGCUUCUUCUCGCAAGACAAUUCUUAAUCACAGCAAAGUUGUCCAACGUAACAAAGCCGUACGCCCUUUCUGGGCCGUUGUUGGCUCCGCUAUAUUCUUCUUCGCUGAACUAGGCGAGUAUCUGCAAGGUGAAGUCGUUCAGAGCUCUUGGUCAGCCUUUGAGUCAUGGCUUUCACCCCCCUCCAGACCCUCGAGUUCAAGCCAAGCCAUGAAUAAUGCCUCACUAUUGGUCUCGCUCAAUCCAGGUCACUCAAAUCACCUUACAAACUCUCGACCUUUGUCAUCUCGCGGUAACGACGCCUUCUCUAGUAGUGACGCACCCCACGACCCAGAAACUCUCUCUCAAUGUCAUCGCACUUACCUCUCCUCACUUAAUCAUCAUCUCCUUCUUGACGAUGCAGAUUUCACUGGUCUGCUCAGGCGGCAUAUGACUGCUAUCGACCACUUAUGCGGCUUGAUGAAUCGUCUCGCGUCUUCACAGGCAAACUUAAAUACAGGCGUUGAAGAUACACAAACUCAACUCGAGACCGAAGAGCAGAAAGUCUUGGCUGAGUUGAAAAUUUUGAGAAUUAGAGUAGAAGAAGGAGGUAAAGGGCUAGUAAGGAGACUAAGGGAGAUUGAUGGUGCGAGGGCUGGUGGACGUGGUCAGGCAACAGCUCUAGGAAACGAAGCCAUAGAGGGAGGGUUUGUACCAUGGUCUACGAAUGGAUUGGAGAGGUUAUUACUGAAAUUCGAUUUUGCAGAAGGGGAGGAGCGUAUGUUGAGAUGA
Bacidia gigantensis is the source of this 3468-nucleotide messenger RNA. RefSeq lists its product as uncharacterized. Gene Ontology annotation, molecular function: microtubule minus-end binding; gamma-tubulin binding. Gene Ontology annotation, cellular component: gamma-tubulin complex; equatorial microtubule organizing center; centrosome. Gene Ontology annotation, biological process: microtubule nucleation; meiotic cell cycle; cytoplasmic microtubule organization. The transcript has 3 exons. The record is from RefSeq and is a predicted model, not a curated record. The coding region runs from base 1 to 3468 and encodes 1155 amino acids. NCBI's taxonomy places the organism in Eukaryota, Fungi, Ascomycota, Lecanoromycetes, Lecanorales, Ramalinaceae.